This is a messenger RNA of Alligator sinensis (Chinese alligator), 1670 nucleotides long. RefSeq names its product chromosome unknown C11orf1 homolog (gene CFAP68). The record is from RefSeq and is a predicted model, not a curated record. Bases 606 to 1202 code for a protein of 198 amino acids. Gene Ontology annotation, cellular component: nucleus. NCBI's taxonomy places the organism in Eukaryota, Metazoa, Chordata, Crocodylia, Alligatoridae. The transcript is spliced from 3 exons.
CUGGCUCGUGAUCUCCGCUCGAGCCGCCGCUGAUGUUUUUCCGGACAUCCCGGUCCCGUUCGUGGCAACUUCUCAUUGCGUUUCUGGCUUGCCUCCCCCGCGCCCUUCAGAUGCUUAAAACCUUCUUCUUCCCGCGCCCUCAGAUGCGAGCCCGCGCCUGCGAACGCCGAUGUCACCAAGGGAGCCGUAAUUCCACCCGAGAGAGAGUCUGGUGGUAGAUGAUCACACUUACGGCUCCGUUUGUGUGUCCUGGGAUUCACGGUGUAACAUAGAUCGAGUUGGAAUCGCAGUCCUGGCGCUCUCCGUUACGCUGCUUGCGGUCCUUUGAGCUGCUCUUCAGGGCAAGGAAACCUGUUAAAAAUCACUUGAAUAACAACAGCUGAGGCAGGGCUUCUAUUGGGAAAAGGCCCCGUCUGAGUAGAGGGCGGGAAGCUUGCAAUUAGCAAACCCUAAUUUCAGCUCGGUUAUUGGCUCUUUGGCUUUGGAUAAGUCUGCUCCCCUUGCCCUGCGUGUGGUGAAGGUGAUGCUCUGGUAUCGCUGGUGAAGCAGGACGUGUUUUUAGGGAAGGAGGCUUGGCACAUGCACCACACCCAAGAAUUCAGACUAUGGGAAGUGGGGGGCUGCUUGGCCACGUAACAGGGAGUCGGGGGACAACUUUUCAACACGCUGUUUGGUCUUGCCAGAGAUCAGAGUCAUUCCCAAUGUGCUUUGUGGUUUCUGUUCCCCAGAACAUGUCUCUGUCGUGUUUCUAUAACCCGCACUGUGGCGCCAUGAUGCAUGCCAAUGGCCACGGUGAAGUGUGGACAGACUGGAACAGCACGUCCAAGUUUAUCCAGUACGGCUGGAGAUGCACCACCAACGAGGAUGCUUAUUCCAACAAGACCCUGAUGGGGAACUGGAACGAGGAGCGGUUCGAUAUCCGAAAAAUUGUGCAGCCCAAACCACUCCCUUCACAGUAUGCUCACUAUUUUGAAACCAUUUAUUCAUCCGAUUACAACAAGGAGAAGCAUCACAGCCCAAGAAGAUUUAAACGAGAGCCUCACUGGUUUCCUGGACACCAGCCUGAGCUGGAACCCCCUCCAUUCAAACCUACUGCACGGUCCUGCUACAUGAUCGACUAUGAGCCUUCUCAAGGGAAAGCUCCCCUUGCUUGUGUCGAAGUCCCAAGAAAAGAACAGGAAGGGGCACAGCAGAAGGAGUAGAAGCAGAGCAAGUCUCCAGGCCUAUAGUUAGACCAGUAAACCCGUGUGCCAGUGCUGCUUAUAGGCUGCCCUUCCAAUUAUAACGUGUUUCUGAUAUUAAAAGCAAGCAGAAUGGAAAGCUGUGGUUCAUGUGACAUAGUCCCAGGACAGAGAGCUCCAGGAGCAUUCUUAAGCUGUAACAGGGUUCAGUCUGUAACUGCUGGUUUAAACGUUUGACUAGUUAUUUUUUCCACAAAAUCUAAGUAAAUAAAUGUUAACCUUAUUCCUGUCACUUUAUGGCUCAGGGGAUGGUUGUAACGUUUAGUUCAGUUGACAUUAGAGAUGUCUCUAAGUGACAGGCUCCAGUUAGGCAAAGAAAACAAACUAUCUGGGAAAAGGAAGCUUGUGCCUUAGUAAAAGGGAUGCAGUUCACGCUAACUUUCUUUCCCCUUUGUGGGCUGGAUGUACAGAAAUGCAACAAAACUAAUU